Cordyceps fumosorosea ARSEF 2679 is the source of this 465-nucleotide messenger RNA. Its product is annotated as multidrug resistance-associated protein 1. The record is from RefSeq and is a predicted model, not a curated record. Gene Ontology annotation, cellular component: membrane. Gene Ontology annotation, biological process: transmembrane transport. Gene Ontology annotation, molecular function: ABC-type transporter activity; bilirubin transmembrane transporter activity; ATP binding. NCBI's taxonomy places the organism in Eukaryota, Fungi, Ascomycota, Sordariomycetes, Hypocreales, Cordycipitaceae. Bases 1 to 465 code for a protein of 154 amino acids. The transcript has 2 exons.
AUGGCUGUCUACAAGGCUUAUACAUCAGCCUGUGGUCAUUUCCAGCUCGCGGCGUGGGUGUGUUUCAUGGUUGUAUCCCAAGCAGCAGCAAUUGGCAGUGGGUUGUGGAUACGAUACUGGACUGACAAGAAUGUCAAGUACGAUGGCAAUUACCAGCCAGGCCAGUUUAUUGCCGUUUACACAGCACUCGGACUCUUGUCUGCUCUGUGCGGAGCUGCCACAUCGAUUGUUGUCAAUGCUUUCUGCCGAAUCAGUGCCUCCAAGAAACUGCACGACAACAUGGCAGCAGCCAUGUUCCGAGCACCUUUGAGCUUUUUUGAGACGACCCCAGCUGGACAGAUUCUCAACAGGUUUGGCAGCGACAUGUCAACGAUUGAUGGCGAGAUGAUUGGGACACUUACGCAAGCAGUGAGCUGCCUGACGUCUAUUCUGUUCACGCUUGCAAUAGUGUGCUGGAGUAAGUAG